AUGUCGGACCAAGAGAUAUCCCAAGCUCUCCACUCCCUCCUCCACGACUAUUCCACUUCCCAGUCCCAAUCCUCCGCCGCCCCUCUCACCUCCAUGACCGCCGUCGUCCACCACCUCGAGUCCAAACUCGGCGUCGACCUCUCCCCCAAGGUCGACUUCAUCCGAUCUCAGCUUCAGCAGUUCCUCUUCCAGCCACCGCCGCCGCCGCAGCAGCAGCAGCAGCCGCCGCCGCAGCACCAGCAGCAGCCGCAACCCUUUCCUCCUCCGCAAUCUUACAAAGACCGUUAUGCCCCCCACCAAACCCCCAACUUCCUGCUAUCUUCCGGCUACCCUCCGCCGCACCAAACCCCCAAUUUCUUGCUCUCUCCCGGCUACCCUUCUUCUCAUUCUCACCCGCAGCAGCCACCGCAGCACCACCACCACCACCACCAGCAAUUUCCUCCUCCGCCCUCUUACAAAGACCAUUAUGCCCCUCACCAAACCCCCAACUUUCUCCUCUCCUCCGGCUACUCUCCUUCUCCCUCCCCUGGCUCCGUCCUCUCUCCUCGCGCCGUCAGGCUGGAGUCCUCUGCACCUGCUGCUGCUCCUCCCCUCGAGUCCCCCAAGGAGAGUAGUAAGGGUAAGAGGAAAGGCGGUGCAGGUGGGUUGAACAAGCUCUGCGGCGUCUCACCGGAGCUUCAAGUUGUAGUCGGCCAUCCUGCUCUUCCCAGGACUGAGAUUGUUAAGCAGUUAUGGGUAUACAUAAGAAAGCACAACCUCCAAGACCCGAGCAACAAAAGGAAGAUUAUCUGUGAUGAUGCACUGCGUGUGGUGUUUGAGACCGACUGUACUGAUAUGUUCAAAAUGAACAAGUUGCUCUCUAAACAUAUCCUUCGUCUUGAUCCCGCGAAAGAGGCUAGUGCUAAGAAGCAAAAAGUAGAGGAUGAUGAAGAACUGGAAUCUGAAAGCACACAGGCUCCUCCUGCUCUUGCUGUUUCCCCUGCCCCUGCUCCUGCUUCUGCUCCUUCUGCAGCGAUAGAGGAUGAAGAAAAGGAGUCUCAAGACACACAGGAUGCUCCUGCUCCUGCUCCAGCUCCUGCUCCUGCUCCUGCUCCAGCUCCAGCUCCAGCUCCAGCUCCUGCUCCUUCUGUGGGGAUAUCUGAAGAACUUGCGAACUUUUUCGGUGUUGGGGAGAGGGUGAUGCUCCAGUCGGAGCUUUUCACUCGCCUUUGGGAAUACAUCAAUGCAAAUAAUUUGGAGGAUCUUGUUAACCCAACAGUGAUUGUAUGCGACUCGAAGCUUCAAGAGCUCUUUGGUUGUCAAAGUUUCCCAGCUGCAAAGCUAAUGGAGGCUGUAGAUAACCUCAAUAGCUUGUCGAAAAGGAUCCUCUUAACAUUAGUGCUAGCACUGCCUGCAGCUACUGCGAUAGAUGGAGGCUCAGGUGGUGGUAGUUCAGCCGCUGUCAGGCUAAACAGUGAUUGCCGGGUUGAUCCGUCCCAGCUCAUCGUCUGCCGCCCUGCUGUCACCGGAGACUCACCCCCGCGCCCCACCUACGACUGCUGCAAGAUGAUCAAACGUGCCAACUUGCCAUGCCUAUGCAUGUUCAAAGAUUUCCUCCCAGCAUUUGGAAUCGACCCCGCUCGUGCCCUUGCUUUGCCUGAGAAAUGUGGCCUCAAGACUCCACCAGAAUGCAAAUCGCCUUGA
Molecule: messenger RNA, 1683 nt
Organism: Linum tenue
Lineage: Eukaryota; Viridiplantae; Streptophyta; Magnoliopsida; Malpighiales; Linaceae
Source: the annotation of a GenBank genome assembly